AAGCUUAGCCGAACGCGGCGAGAGUCUGUGACGGCGUUUAUCAUCGUUAUCAUCGGCUGCUGUGGAGGUUCCUUAUCUCCUGCUGCAGUUUUCGGCCUCGACGUCUCGAACUGGCAGCCAAAAGCGAAAUAUUCCUCACUAGAUAUUGGCAGUGAUACGGUCCUGGCAACUGCCGAGCAGACAACAAAAGAAGCAUUGAUAAUGCUGUGUGUUGGCCAUGUGUGUGUGGACAUGAUUAACAUAUGUUCAUCCUAUCCAGAAGAAGACGGCAAAGUAGGAACUACAACAAAAAUAAACAGGAAAUACUGUGUGUUGGUCUCUGCUGCCUUGACAUCAUUAGCCAACUACCUCAGUUCCCAAAGGAAGACACAGACCAAAGGUGUCAUGACCAGCGAUGGCAGCGGGGAGGAAAUGCAGCUAACAAUUGUACCGUUUUAGGAUUGCUUGGAGCAAAGCCAUCUUUUCUGGGGACCAUUGCUGGAUCUCAUGAAAAAACGUUCCUUCUAGAUGAUUUUGCAAAGUACAAUGUGGACACAAAGUGUGUUGUGGUGCAUGAGGACUGUGACUGCCCGGCAUCAUGUGUCAUUCUAAGCAUGGAAACUGGAUCUAGAACUAUAAUUCACUCAAAUAAGAACCUGCCUGAACUUACUGUUGAAGACUUCUGCAAAGUCAAUCUUUCUGCUUUUAGAUGGGUUCAUUUUGAGCUGUGCUGUACCUUGGUAAUGGUUCUUUACUGGAGCGAGGGAAGCUAAGUAAGUGACCAUGCUGUCUUAUUUUGUCGUUUCUACAUGUGAGUCCCUACAUCAGGAAGGUCAUUACCUUUUUG
Molecule: messenger RNA, 826 nt
Organism: Penaeus vannamei (Pacific white shrimp)
Lineage: Eukaryota; Metazoa; Arthropoda; Malacostraca; Decapoda; Penaeidae
Source: RefSeq, a predicted model, not a curated record